This is a messenger RNA of Candoia aspera, 2244 nucleotides long. It is a transcript of the gene USP3, whose product is annotated as ubiquitin specific peptidase 3. Bases 56 to 1618 code for a protein of 520 amino acids. The record is from RefSeq and is a predicted model, not a curated record. The transcript has 15 exons. Gene Ontology annotation, cellular component: nucleus; cytoplasm. NCBI's taxonomy places the organism in Eukaryota, Metazoa, Chordata, Lepidosauria, Squamata, Candoiidae. Gene Ontology annotation, biological process: protein deubiquitination. Gene Ontology annotation, molecular function: cysteine-type deubiquitinase activity; zinc ion binding.
GCGCGGCGGGCGACGCGGGCGAGGAGCGGGGAGGCCGGCGGGCGCCGCCGCCGCCAUGGAGUGCCCGCACCUGGGCGCCAGCGUCUGCCUCGCGCCCGACUCGGCCAAGUUCCCGCAGGGCUCGCCCUCCUCGUGGUGCUGCAGCGUGUGCCGCUCUAACAAAAGUCCUUGGAUCUGCCUGACCUGCUCAAGCGUCCACUGUGGAAGGUAUGUAAACGGCCAUGCAAAGAAGCAUUAUGAAGAUGCUCAAGUUUCUUUAACGAGCCCUAAGAAAGCAGAAAAGCAAGACAAGGUUCAGCAUAUGGUGUGCAUGGAUUGUAGUAGUUACAGUACCUACUGUUAUCGGUGUGAUGACUUCGUAGUGAAUGAUACCAAACUCGGCCUGGUACAGAAAGUCCGAGAGCAUCUACAAAACUUGGAAAACUCAGGUUUUACAGUAGACCGACAUAGGAAAAGAAAACUUCUUGAAAGUGCCUCUGUAAACAGCAAGUUAUUAAAAAUAAAUGGGACCCCCACAAGCUUGUGUGCGACAGGUCUUCGGAAUUUGGGGAACACAUGCUUCAUGAACGCCAUCCUUCAGUCCCUCAGCAACAUUCCGCAAUUCUGCUGUUACUUCAAAGAACUGCCAGCGGUGGAACUUCGCAACGGGAAGACUGCCGGCCGGCGGAUGUACCACACGCGGAGCCAGGGAGACAGUAGCGUCUCCUUGGUCGAAGAGUUUCGGAAGACGCUGUGUGCGUUGUGGCAAGGGAGUCAAGCAGCGUUCAGCCCCGAAUCCUUGUUUUACGUUGUUUGGAAAAUCAUGCCCAACUUUAGGGGGUACCAGCAGCAAGAUGCCCAUGAGUUCAUGCGCUACCUCUUGGAUCAUCUGCAUCUGGAACUCCAAGAAGGCUUCAACGGGGCUGCCCACACAGUCAUCGUUCAAGGGAACCCUGGUCUCCCUGCUGGCGGUAGAUGCUGCGUUAACGGCACUUCUACUGUUGUUACAACCAUCUUUGGAGGCGUUCUUCAGAAUGAAGUCAACUGCUUGAUAUGUGGAACUGAAUCUAGAAAGUUUGAUCCAUUCCUAGACCUUUCCCUAGAUAUUCCAAGUCAGUUCCGGAAUAAACGCAGCAAGAACCAAGAGAAUGGACCAAUAUGUACGUUGCGGGAUUGUCUCCGCAGCUUCACAGACCUGGAAGAACUUGAUGACUCGGAGCUCUACAUGUGUCACAAAUGUAAGAAGAAGCAAAAGUCCACCAAGAAGUUCUGGAUGCAGAAGCUACCGAAAGUGCUGUGCCUGCAUCUGAAGCGCUUUCACUGGACGGCGUACCUGAGGAACAAGGUGGACACCUUUGUUGAGUUUCCUCUGCAAGGCCUAGACAUGAAGCGUUACCUGCUGGAGCCUGAAAACAGCGGCCCAGACAGUUGCCUCUACGACCUCGCGGCUGUGGUGGUGCACCAUGGUUCAGGGGUUGGCUCUGGGCAUUACACCGCUUAUGCGACUCACGAGGGGCGCUGGUUCCACUUCAACGACAGCACGGUCACGCUGACGGACGAGGAGACCGUGUCGAAGGCCAAGGCCUACAUCCUCUUCUACGUUGACCGGCAGGCCGAGUCUGGAUCCGAGAAACUUUAAUGCCUCUGUCUGCCCUGUGCAUAUCAAGUCCAAUGGACAAAACAUUUCCAGUUCUCCACAGAUACUUGAUCCGAGACUCUUGAUUUCAUUGUGCACUUUUCAAAAAAAAUUUUUGUGGGUUCUAGUUUUACAUUGUCGGUAGUAGCAUUUGAUUUAUUAAAAAAUGGACACAAGCUAACUUUGUUGUUAGUUAUACCGGAAAAAAGGCAAAACCUCAGCAGAUACUGAUGUGCUGCUUAAACUCAAAUUUUAUAUAUAGUUUCAGGAGCGACUUUUAUGUUUGACUUGCCUAUAUCAAUGUUGCAGUUUGCUUUCUGAAGGCACAUUGACACGAGGGAACCUUGAUUCCUUCUGAUCAGCGCGACAGGGUGCUCUGCUGAGGAACGCUGGCGACACUCCCGGCUGCUCCUCUCUUAGGAACAACGGCUUGUGCUACCAUCAAACCCUGCGCGUGGGACACACGGACAGACUUUGGGAUCUUUUCUUUUUUAAGGGACUAAAUGGGGCUGCAUUAAACAGGCCAUGUAACUGCUGCUAUUUUUGUUUCUCUGAAGGCUGUUUUUUAGUCUGUAGAUUGUACUUCGGUAGAUGGCUGCAUUGUUUGUAAUAGAACUCUUUUUUAAAAA